AUGGUUGACACUACAGAAGACCCUGCUUACCAUGCUGAUGUUGUUGAUGCAAGGAUUGUUGUAGCUGGUAUGUCAACAACCUGUAGUCAGAAGAUUCAUAAUCAGUUGAUUGGGGUAGAGAACAUGCAUAAAGACACCAAGUAUGUCUUAUUUCUGGAUGAUGAUGUUAGGCUGCAUCCUGGGUCGAUAGGAGCCCUCACUGCUGAAAUGGAGAAGAAUCCCAAUAUAUUUAUUCAAACUGGAUACCCACUUGAUUUACCAUCUGGAAGUUUGGGAAGUUACUGCAUAUAUGAAUAUCACAUGCCUUGUUCAAUGGGGUUUGCAACUGGUGGAAAAACAUUCUUUUUAUGGGGAGGAUGCAUGAUGAUGCAUGCAGAUGAUUUUAGAAAUGACCGCCAUGGUGUUGUUUCAGAACUUCGAGAUGGAGGCUACUCAGAUGACAUGACUCUUGCAGCUAUUGCUGGGGCUCAUAAGAGGCUAAUUACAUCUCCACCUGUUGCUGUUUUCCCACAUCCUCUUGCCACUGAUCUUAACUUUGGAAGAUACUGGAAUUAUUUGAGGAAGCAAACAUUUGUUUUAGAGUCCUAUGCGACACAAGUCAACUGGAUUAUGAACCGUGCAUUAUUUUCUACGCAUUGCUACUUGUCUUGGGGAUUUGUAACGCCAUAUAUUAUGGCCGGGAUACAUGUAGCAGCAGGACUAUGCUUUUUUUCUAAGGGGAACUCGCUUGCUGAAACAGAUUUUCCAGCAUGCGGGUUGAAAUUGGUUGGCUGCCUUCUUGUAUGUACAACCAUUGAACUUCUUUCCAUGUGGAACCUGACAAGAAUAGAGGUGCAGUUAUGCAAUUUGUUGUCUCCUGAGGCUCCUUCAUUAUCACUUGCAUCUUAUAACUGGUGUCUUGUAUUUAUUGCGAUGCUGGUUGAUAAUUUUUUGUACCCCAUAUCAGCUGUACGUUCAAAUUUUUCUCAGUCUAUCAAUUGGUCUGGCAUCCGAUAUCAUUUGAGGAAUGGGAAAAUAAACAAGAUUGAAAGAAACUUUCUCCUCCCGGGAUUCAAGUGUCAUUUGGGAGGAAAGCAUUUAUAUGGUAAAAAAGGAGCUCAAAACAAUGCUUCUUUUCUCUCAUCUUUGUCCAGAAGUCUGGCUCAUUGGAGGCAACCCAAGAAAUAUGAUGUAUAG
Fraxinus pennsylvanica is the source of this 1176-nucleotide messenger RNA. The record is from the annotation of a GenBank genome assembly. NCBI's taxonomy places the organism in Eukaryota, Viridiplantae, Streptophyta, Magnoliopsida, Lamiales, Oleaceae.